CAGGUCUGAUAUAAACACUCAGGAGCUCGCGCAGCUUCAGAUCAGUCUGAAACGCCGUUCUCGCGCUUUCUGGGCCUGAUGAGUACCCGUAUGUCGGAGCUGGAGGGCCUAGGCUCUGAGGGAGGAGGUGGUGGUCCGGACUGGAUCAUGCUGGACCCCCCAGAGCCGUAUGAACCGGUUCAGCACCACUGGUUCUACAACCAGACGUCUGAGGGCAGGGACUGCUGGCAGCCCUUCAGCUAUGAGGAUUCUCACAGACUCGAGGACGCCUUCACUGGUGUGGGUGAGAGUGAGGGGGAGGUGGUGGUGGCUACAGAGGGAAGGCGUUAUGAUGUAUGUGUGAAAGAGAGGAGGCGGUAUGCUGUUUAUUGGGACCAGACCUCAUCGGAGGUUUGCCGCUGCUCCUGGUUCCAUAAGGGUAGUAAAGAGAUAAGCUACACCCCCCACACUGAGGACAUCAGCAGCCUGCUGGAGGAUGCGUAUAUGAUCGCCGUGACUCUGGGAGAAUGGAAGAGUAACCUGGAGCUGCCCACAGGAGAAACAGUCAUUCUGCACAACCCAAAGCUGAUGACGCAGCACCCAAACUACUUCAAGGACUUUCCUCCAUCCCCCGGGGAACGCAGCCAGCCCAGAACCCUAAAGAGAGGGAUCGAGAAUAUCCCAGUAGAAAUCCCAGAGGGAGAGCCCGACAUGGUGGAUCAUCUGGUGUUCAUGGUGCACGGGAUUGGUCCGGCAUGUGACCUGCGCCUCAGAGGCAUCGUCCAGUGUGUAAACGAGUUCCGCAGUGCCUCUCUGGCGCUCAUCAGCAGCCACUUCAGCCCCGCCGAGGUCCACCGCUCCAUCGGCCGUGUGGAGUUCCUGCCGGUCAACUGGCACAAAGUUCUGCACGGAGAGAGCACCGGAGUGGACCGAGAUAUCGAGCGGAUCACGUUGCCCAGCAUCAGCCGUCUGAGACAGUUCAGCAAUGACACGGUGCUGGACCUGUUCUUCUACAACAGCCCCACCUACUGCCAGACCAUAGUGGACACAGUAGCGUCUGAGAUAAACCGCCUGCACAGCCUGUUUCUGCUCCGGCACCCAAACUUCUCCGGCGCCGUGUCUGUGGCCGGGCACAGUCUGGGCUCUUUGAUCCUGUUUGACCUUCUGACCAAUCAGAAAGCAGCAUCAGAGACCUCCGAGCCAGAAGAGGUCUCAGAGAACACAGAAGACUUCAGCUCCUCCUCAGAGCCACCCUGCAGUUCCUCAGACAGCCUGGAGGAGGUGCUGACGAGCAUGGGGCUGGAGGAACAUCUGAGAAAAUUGCAGAAAGAGCAAGUGGACAUGGAGGCUCUGAUGCUGUGUUCUGAGGGGGAUCUAAAGGAGCUGGGGAUCCCACUCGGCCCUCGCAAGAAGAUCCUGCACUGUGUGAAGAAGUGGAAGCUCCAGGCUCCUGCUGUCCAAACUGACAAACAUUCCCAGAAUUCAUCUAAACUCCAGACCAUCCAGGAGACCCCUCCCACCACCAGUGCUGUGGACUACCAGCACUUUGACGUCGGCAUCGGACAGGUGUCGAUCGAUUACCCCCAGCUGGUGUUCCACCCGCAGGCCUUCUUCGCCUUCGGAUCACCCAUAGGAAUGUUCCUGACAGUCAGAGGGCUGAAGAGGAUCCACCCCAACUACAGCUUCCCCACCUGCAGGAGCUUCUACAACAUCUUCCAUCCUUUCGACCCGGUGGCAUAUCGGAUAGAGCCCAUGAUUCUGUCUCCAGAUAUGGACGUCCCACCCAUGCUGAUGCCCCACCACAAAGGGAGGAAGAGGAUGCACCUGGAGCUGAAGGAGGGUCUAACUCGCGUGGGUUCGGAUCUUCUGGGCUCGUUACGGACGGUGUGGCAGAGCUUUUCCCAGCUGCCUGUUCCAGCAUUGGCUGAAGGGGGCGCUACAGCAGCAGCAGCACAUCUAAAUGAGGAUAUGGAGACGUCUGUGAUGGAGAACGAGGACAGGAAGGAGGUGACUGUAGGGAAGCUGAACGGUGGUCGACGGAUUGAUUACGUCCUUCAGGAGACACCGAUCGAGAGCUUUAACGAGUACCUGUUCGCCAUCCAGAGUCACCUGUGCUACUGGGAGUCUGAAGACACAGCGCUGCUGGUUCUGAAGGAGAUCUACGGGAACGGUCCGUCCGGAACUUCUGCUCAGCAGUAGCAGGUCCAGUCCAGGAGUCUUCUGUGUGUGUAAUGAAGACGUGUGGUGUUACACUGCCAAAACCUUGUGUGCUCGCUUGUGCUCCAUGUUGAUGUUUACAUAUGUAACCACUGACUGGCAAUACUCCGCUUCCUGUCCUGAUGGGCCAAGUGUGACUUCCAGUCCCCUAACCUGCAUAAAACCAGCAGCACAAACUGGUUAAAAAAGGGGAACAACAACAGUUUUCAACAACAGCUAAUCUUGGUUAUUCAGAUCUUUUUCACAGACUGUGAUUUUACCACGUUUCCCUGAACUUACUCUGACAUCAGCGAAAUCUGGACAGCCAGAAACAACAUGUAAUUUUAGCUAAGCAGAUCCAAAGCACAAUUAAAGAUGGUUUAAAAUGAAAACAUAAUCAUAUUUGUAAAGACGUGACAAACAGAAAACCUGCUAAACAAGUGCGAGUGAGAGUCCUAAUCCAGUUUUUGCUUCUCCAAUCUGAUCUAUGUAUUUAAUCUCGAAGUAUCAAUGCAGAAUAUCGUCCAACACCAAUCUGAACCAAGUACUUAAUGCUAAAUAGCGUUCAAUAGAAAUCUGAUCUAAGUACUUUAACACAGUGUAUCGUCCAAUAGCAACCUAAUCCAAGUAUUUUAAUGCUAAUUAUUGUUCAAUAAAAAUCUGAUACAAGUACCAUAAUGUAGAGUAUCAUUCCGUAGCAGUCUCUUCAGUGUAUUUUAAUUCUGAAUAUCGGUUAAUACCGAUCUGAUAAAAGUACUUUAAUUUUGAGUAUCGAUUACAACCAAUGUUGUCCAGUACCAAUCUAAACAGAAUACUUGUUGAGUAAUUAAUACCAACCCAAUUCGAGUACUUUAAUGUUGCGUAUCGGUAAAUACUGAUCUGACCCGAGUACAUUAAUGUAGAUUAUUAUUUAAUAGAAGUCUGUUCAGAGUAUUCUAAUUCUGAAUAUUGAUGAAUACUGAUCUGAUCAAAGUACUUUAAUAUUGAGUAUAGGUAAAUACCGAUCCAAUUCAAGUACUCCAAUGUUGAGUAACGCUCAGUACUGUUAUGAUCCAUGUAUCUUAAUUCUCAGUAUUGUCCAAUUACCCAUUCAAAGUUCUUUAAUGUUGAGUAAUGUUCAAUACUGAUCUGAUCUGGCAACGUCUGGUUCUCAGCAGAACGUCAGCAGGUUUUCUGUUCUGUUUUAAGUUCAGGGAGACGAGCUGUUAAACCAGCUGUCUGUGCUAAAUAAUUAUGAGCUACAGAUUAAUCAGAUCAGGAUUAGACUGAGAAACACUGGAUGGAUUAUUCCGUUAAUGACCUGCCAGUGAUCAGAUAAGCAGAACCGCAUUUGGAUCCGUGAUCCAGGUUUGAGUACCUCUGUUUUUCUUUGCCACGUUUUCAGCGAGGCCAGUGAUCCGUUCCAGGUUUUCCUCUCAGCCCCUAACACUAAAUCAGAACCUCCAUCUCGGGUUCUGAGACCUGACGCAUGGCACGUGUGCAUUACCCUGCUCCGGCAUGCCUGAACCAGCUCGCAAGGGCUGUAAUAACCUGGCCAGAUGUGCCAGGUGUGCUGGAGCAGCCCCUGCAGUAGGAGGUAGACAUGGGUGCUGGGUUUCACCUGUCAGUAUCGUGAAGAUGAGCUGAACAAUGGAGACCCUGCGCUCAGUCUGCCCCGCUGUGUAAACUGAACCUCAUUUAUGUGUGUAAACACUAUUUAUUGCCUCUGUAACCAUAACCAGUGUUUUUGUAAUUUUUCCAUGAAAAAAUAAUGAAGAUUGCUCACACUGUAUGCAUUAUGUAUGAAGUUUUAUAUUAAAUAUUUUACUAAUCUA
Astyanax mexicanus (Mexican tetra) is the source of this 3989-nucleotide messenger RNA. RefSeq names its product DDHD domain containing 2 (gene ddhd2). Gene Ontology annotation, cellular component: COPII-coated ER to Golgi transport vesicle. The coding region runs from base 79 to 2178 and encodes 699 amino acids. The record is from RefSeq and is a predicted model, not a curated record. Gene Ontology annotation, molecular function: metal ion binding; protein binding; triacylglycerol lipase activity. NCBI's taxonomy places the organism in Eukaryota, Metazoa, Chordata, Actinopteri, Characiformes, Acestrorhamphidae. The transcript has 17 exons.